GGUAAGCUAAGGGUGAAAGAAAUUUAAAGAUUUCUUAAUUGUCUUACAAUAGCCACAGAAGCAGUCUUACGACUCAUGUAAAUGUAACUAUGUGGAGCUUAACCGGUUUCCAUGAGAAGUAUUUUGUUAGCUUGGACUUGUUAAAUAUUUAUGUAGCUGAUGGUUGGAUACAGAAACUGAACCUGCCCGUAGUUGAGACACCCAAAGGAACUCUGCAAUAAAAAUCAUAGUGCACAUUGUUUAUUGCAUGUCGUUAUUGUGUGUUCAUAUACUCCAGAUAUUGCAUCUGAAUUGUAGUUUGUUUUGAAAAAUCUUUGCCUUUUGUUUUGUAUGACAACUCAGGAGCAUGUGACAGUGUACAGAGAACUAACUUUUUUAGUUAUUUUUUUACAGCAUCUUGUCAUUUCUGUUUCAGUAUGAUUUCCACACUCUUAACAACAUUUUUUUAUGUUACUUUCUGGAGCUUUUUUGUGGUUUUUUUUGUGGUUUAUAAUUUUCUACUGGUUCUGUUUUGCUACAGCAUCUGGCCUCAGUUACAGUGCAUAAACUAUUUUGGAUGCACUCAGCAAUUUUGGGACACUAUUUUGCUUCAUAGCGCAAUUCUUGUCAGUCUCCUUUAGCUGGUAUCAUUUUGUGUUUGCUUUAAACUUUAAAGCUCGUCUUCCACUUGUACAGUCCCAUGCAAAAAAUUUAGGAAUUAGCAAGUUUUUUGGAAGCCUCUCUAGAGCCUUAUUGUCUUAUAUAUGAACUAAGAGAAUGAUCCUAACGUCCUUAACUGUAACUGUGCUUUAACAAACUUGUUUUGCAAUAGACUAUAAUCACUAUUUUUGGUAGAUAUGGACUUUGGCUGUGUAAUAUUACGGUUGGUCAUGUUGUAUGUUUCCUACUCUCCUCCCUGCAAGUGCAAGUGAUAUAACUAAACUAUCAUGAUUGUAGGAGGCCUUUGCAUCAAUGCAACCAAAUGAAUUAACCUACGUUGUAAUUGUAGGUUUUGUUCAGAUUGGUAGACCAUUGGUUGCAAGAUAAUGUGCACCAUGUGUAAUGUUGGACAAUGAUAGCCAUGUUGUAAUUUAUC
Molecule: messenger RNA, 1075 nt
Organism: Rubroshorea leprosula
Lineage: Eukaryota; Viridiplantae; Streptophyta; Magnoliopsida; Malvales; Dipterocarpaceae
Source: the annotation of a GenBank genome assembly